Molecule: messenger RNA, 2210 nt
Organism: Oryctolagus cuniculus (rabbit)
Lineage: Eukaryota; Metazoa; Chordata; Mammalia; Lagomorpha; Leporidae
Source: RefSeq, a predicted model, not a curated record
AGAUGUGACUGUUUAUGUAAAUCCCAAAAAGCUAACUGUCAUGAAAGCCAAAGAGCAGCUCAAGCUUCUGGAAGUGCUGGUUGGCAUUAUCCAUCAGACCAAAUGGAGCUGGAAAAGAGCUGGAAAGCAGAGCGAGGGAGAGAGACCCGUGGUCCACGGCCUGCUGCCAGGAGGAGCUGCUAUGAAGAGUGGGCAGGUGCUAAUUGAAAAUGAAGUAGAGAAGAAAGGGAGAUCUAAGAUGAAGAAGAGAAGAGAAGAGAAGAGAAGAGAAGAGAAGAGAAGAGAAGAGAAGAGAAGAGAAGAGAAGAGAAGAGAAGAGAAGAGAAGAGAAGAGAAAAGAAGAGAAGAGAAGAGAGAAGAAUGAAAGAAAACGACUUUUAAACUCCCUAGUAGAAAUGAAAGGUGUGGCUUACCCUCCUAAGCAAAGGAUCCACUUUGGAACUGGAAACCAAGGCCCUAGUCUGUAAAUCACAUACUCCUCUAACUCCUACUCUAUGUAUGUAUGUGUUCCCAUCAGGGAUGACUCAGAAUAAAGAGCUUCUUGUGACGUGAUUAGAAGUUAGUCUUAAGUCCCUUUCAUCUUCUUUCUUUAUACUUGGAAUUCUCUGUAAGUAAAACCCCAAAUGUUUAAAUUCAGUAUCAUGAAAAACUGGAAAUCAUGCUCUGCAAUGGGAAAACAUACUAAUAGCAACAAAACACUUGAUGUUUAUUUUAUAUGAUUUCUUAAAUGGAUCAGGGUUCAUUCAAAAAACCAAGAACAACAUAGUGUUUCACAAUAUACUUAUUUUUAUAUAGAUUUAUUUACUUAUUUGAAAGGCAGAGUUACAAAGAGAGAGAAGGAGAUAGAGAUAGAGAGAGAGAGAGAGAGAGAGAGAGAGAGAGAGAGAGAGAGAGAGAAAGGGAGAGAAAGAGAGAGGUCUUCCAUCCACUGGUUCUCUCCCCAAAUAGCAGCAAUGGGUGGCGCUAAGUUUGUCCAAAGCCAGCAGCCAGAAGAUUCUUCUGAGUCUCCCACGUGGGUGCAGGGGCCCAUGGACUUGGAUCAUCUUCCACUGCUUUCCCAGGCACAUUAUCAGGGAACGGGAUUGGAAGUGGAGCAGCCAAGACUCAAAAUGACACCCAUAUGGGACACCAGCACCAUAGGACGUGGCUUUAUCUGCUAUGUCACAUGCCAGUCCCACAAUAGAUUUCUUAAAAAUUGCACACACACUAAAUAAGCAUUUUUUAAAUAAAUAGGAAUUUUUAAGUUGCAUAACAGAAUGGCUCAAAGUAAGUAUUUGAAGCAUAUUAAUAUUAGAAAAAGGGGCUUUUUACAUUUUUAUUUUAUUUUUUUAAAGAUUUAUUUUAUUUAUUUGAAAGACAGAGAGAGGUAGAGACAGAGAAAGAGGUCUUUCAUCUGAUGGUUCACUCCCCAGAUGGCUGCAAUGGCCAGAGCUGCGCCGAUCCAAAGCCAGGAACCAGGAGCUUCCUCCAAGUUUCCCACGUAGGUUCAGGGGCCCGAGGACUUGGGUCAUCUUCCACUGCUUUCCCAGGCCAUAGCAGAGAGCUGGAUUGGAAGAGGAGCAGCCAGGACUAGAACCAGCGCCCAUAUGGGAUGCCUGAGCUUCAGGCCACUUUAACCCACUGGUUCUCUGGUAUAAAUUCCACUUGGUCCAGGUAGAUGGUCUUUUAAAGUGUCGUUGGAUUCAGUUAGCUAGUAUCUGAGGAUUUUUACAUCAAUGUUCAUCAGAGAUAUAGGUCUAUAUUUCUCUUUUCUUGUUGUGUCUUUUUCUGGUUUUGGAAUUUAGGUAAUGCUGCCAUCAUAAAAAGAAUUUGGAAGGAUUUUCUCACUUCCAAUUGCUUUGAAUAGAUUGAAGGGGUUUGAAAUUAGUUCUUUAAAAGUUUAGUGGAAUUCAGCAGUGAAGCCAUAUGGUCCUGAUAUUUUAUUUGUUGGAAAGAUCUUUAUUACUGACUUAAUCUCUGUCUUGGUUAUUAGUCUAUUUAGAUUUUCUGUGUCUUCAUGACUCAAUUUUGGUAGGAUGUAUGUGUGCAGAAAUACAUUCUUUUCUUCUAGAUUUUCCAACUUGUUGGCAUAAAGCUACUUGUUGUAAUUCUUGAUGAUUCUUUUUAUUUUUGUGGUAUCCUAUUGUAACAUCUCCUUUCUUUUUCAUCUCUGAUUUUAUUCAAUUGGGUCUUUUUAAUUUUUUUUUGGUUAGUUGGGCCAGUGGUGUUCA